This is a messenger RNA of Fonsecaea monophora, 3123 nucleotides long. RefSeq lists its product as hypothetical. Gene Ontology annotation, molecular function: protein serine/threonine phosphatase activity; cation binding. Bases 1 to 3123 code for a protein of 1040 amino acids. Lineage: Eukaryota; Fungi; Ascomycota; Eurotiomycetes; Chaetothyriales; Herpotrichiellaceae. Gene Ontology annotation, biological process: protein dephosphorylation. The transcript has 3 exons. The record is from RefSeq and is a predicted model, not a curated record.
AUGACAGACCCUUCGCAACGUCCCAAUCAGUAUUGUUCCGAACAACAACCUGUGGACAUGAAUCAUCCAGCUUAUGUAUACCAGCCACAAGAACAGCAUCCAAGCUAUCCACCGCCUCCCCCUCAGCCGCCGCGACCUCAUGAAACCACGGCACCAGGAUACGACACUUCGGGACCCCCCCUCCCACAGAGGCACAAUGCCCAAGGAAGUUUAGAUCUUGAAGCCCAAACGACAUCUUAUCCACCGCCGCCUGUGUACAAUCCGGCUUCGUACGCACCCAGUCAGCAACACCAAUUCCAACCGCCGCCCCAGCGCUACAAACAAAUAUUCGCCGCUGACGAUGACCCUUCCAGCCUGGUCCAUUAUAUCCGCGAUCCUCAUAAACUCGUAGGAUACCUGGUCCCUUUUCCACGCCCGGUGCUUCCCAAUGUUGAUCCAGAAAGUAUUCCAGCUCGUUUUGCGAUCUACACGCCGCCCCCACCUCCAUUGCAAAAACCGGCCGAGGGAGUGAAGGAAGGCAAACUGCACAAAGUCCAGCGGAAAUGGCAAGAAGAAGUCCGUUCCGCAAAGAGCAGCACGGCCAAAACUGCCAGCUGGAAAGGUGCCAAAUCUAAAGCGACGCGCGGGAUCGAUUGGGCUAUACACAAAACCACAACCUCAAAUUUAGAUUUCUUGGGUCGUGUGUCUCCCGAUCCACAGAAAUCACAUUCCGAUGACGAGAGAGACCACCAAGACUCCGAAACACACAAGACGGUAGCGGUUGAGGAAAUGGUCCUCAUUUACCCACCCACCCUCAACCUCACUAACCAACAGAUGCGUGAGGAAUUCGUGAACACAAUGCUACGUACCAAAUCCAAGGCACAGAGAGAUACUAUCAUUGCGACAGGCCUCAUGCCGGUGGCUUACGGUAUCGAUAUCCUCGCUACAUUCAUCUGGCCGUUCGGCGGACUGGGUGAGAUCGACACUGUUUGGGCAUACGCGAGCUUCCGUGGCGCAAAGACUGCAAGAUCCGUGACGAAGAGGCUGGCUAGCUCCACUCAAUCGUCGCCCAACCAUGAAGACGAAUCUAACAAGCUGAAACUCACAUUUACACACUCCCAGCGUCUGGACGUCCUUCGCAGAUAUCUCGAUGCGGAAUGCCACAAGGCUGAUUCCAAGCUUUUCCCGCAUUAUGAGCAUUCUCCCACGGAAAGUGAAGUGUUGGAGGCAAUAGGAUGGACUCCCAGUCGUGAUAUUGAGGAGAAAAAUUGGGAGGAUGAACAUUGGGAAAUCCAGGAGGUCAAGGAAGACUUGAGGACCGUAUUCAAGAAAGCAGCGAGUGAGUGGAGGAAGUGGUGCCGGCUGCUGGAGAAGAAGAGAACCUCCUCGGGAGGCUUUCUCAAUCGCGUCUUUGGAGGCAAGAAGGAGAAGGAUACAGAUUCGGAGAGCACACCCUCUCGAAUAAGUACUGAUAGCAACCACAAUGGCACUACUUCCCCCGGUGGCAGCAUUACAGUUAAGACUAACGACUUGAGCCCCAAGUCCGAGACUCGAAAGCCCGCAGACGAAGCCGCCGUUGCUUCGCCUUCUGCCGACUCCAAGAAGCGGAGGAGUAGCAGCGCCAAAGCUAAGGAGAUCUUUACCCAGGCCAAAAAUUCAUUAAUACACGGCGACAAGGACGGACCGCAAACACCGAUGCAGAGACUAUCCAAGACCGAUGCCGCGCUCAGCGUGCCUCAAGGCUCGCUGAAUAACUCGGCCGGCGAGUCGCAGCCUACACCAAAUUCAUCCUUCUUAGUUGGUGUGACCGAAGACAAGAACAAGAAAUGUCGUCGUACCAUGGAAGACACUCAUUCAUAUCUUUACAACUUUCUCGGUACGCCGGCGCCGGUUCUCUCUUCCGACAGCUCAUUAUCCAAGAAAAGUUCCCGAGAAGAUCGGAACAGUCUCAGCACCAUCGCGUCCAAUCCUGCCCAGCAUGUGGUGGAGACCGACAAUGGCUACUUUGCCAUUUUUGACGGGCAUGCGGGCACCUUUGCUGCCGAGUGGUGUGGGAAGAAACUGCAUGUCAUCCUGGAAGAAUUGAUGCGCAAGUACCCCAACACACCCGUCCCAGAAUUGCUUGAUCAGACAUAUACCACCGCCGACAACCAAUUGGAAAGGUUGCCACUCAAAAACAGUGGGUGUACUGCGAUCACGGCAGUGCUACGCUGGGAAGACCGCGUUCCCACCAACCACUCUGCGACGGGGUCUCAGGCUAUCGCAUCCUUGGCCGCGGCCGCAGCCAAAGAAGCAGAGAAGAAUGAGAAAAACAACGAGUCAUCGAAAGACGGAAAAGACUCGACGCCUCGGUCGAAUUCAACGGCUGAAGCGGCGGCGGCAGCGAUUCAGGAAGCGAAACAAAAGGCUACGCGACAGAGGGUGCUGUACACCGCUAAUGUUGGUGACGCCCGGAUCGUCUUGUGCCGCAACGGGAAGGCACUCCGUUUGUCGUACGAUCACAAGGGGAUGGACGAAAACGAGGGACGAAGGAUAUCGAAAGCCGGAGGGUUGAUAUUGAACAACCGGGUGAAUGGAGUGCUAGCGGUGACGCGAGCAUUGGGCGACUCAUAUCUAAAAGACUUGGUAACCGGACAUCCUUAUACGACCGAGACCGUGAUUCAACCUGACCAAGACGAGUUUUUGAUCUUGGCCUGUGAUGGAUUAUGGGAUGUCUGCUCAGAUCAGGAAGCGGUAGACUUGGUUCGCAACGUCCACGACCCUCAAGCUGCGUCCAAAAUGUUGGUGGACCAUGCGUUAGCCCGUUUCUCGACCGACAACCUGUCUGUCAUGGUGGUGCGCUUCGAUCCGCAAAAGCUUCAGCAGAACACCAAGAUGGACAUUGGAGUAGAGACAGAAACAACCAAGGACAAACUUGCGAUCAGUGAGGUGGAAAUGCUCGUGGGAGAAGCACGUCGGCACUCUCUGGCCCAAGAAGGGCAAGUUUCCGACCAGGACUCGGAAGAAUUGAGGCAGAGCGUGAUCCAGGAACAGGAUGAAGAAGACCAGGAGACCGGGCCAGAGUACACGCCGGAGGGACAGACUGAAGCUGAGAAGAUCUUGUCGGAGAAGAAAGCGGAGCAGGAGAAGCCCAGUGAAGGUUGA